AUGUGUGCCAUAUAUGGGGAUGGGCAUUUCAUCACUUUUGAUGAGGAAAGGUUCACUUUCAAUGGAGAUUGUGAAUACACUCUUACUCAGGUAGGGCAAUACUCAUUAGCAUUUAUGAUUAAGGAACAAUACUUUGAUUUGAUUUUGUAUUUUAAUAAAAACCCUACUUUAUGUACGGUCCACAUAUUUUCUAAUUAUUGAUCAAUAUAUAGUAAUGAUAAUAACUAAGCGGUAAAGGUUUUCUGAUUCUUUGUUGUAAUACAUCCUGCAGGAUUACUGCAGCAACAAUCCAAACGGUACCUUUAGAGUGAUCACGGAGAACAUUCCCUGUGGAACCACUGGCACCACCUGUUCCAAGGCCAUCAAGCUCUUCUUGGGGGUAGGAACCACUGUUCAUAAACGGCUUCAUAAAUGCAUUAAAGGUGUAAUAGACAAGUCCGGACAUUUGGCACAAUGUCGACGGCGGUGGCAGCGAAUGUAAUUGCAUUGCUGAAGUCUAUGCGUUUUUGCUAGCAGGCUAGAUUGACUGACAGAGUGCCUGCUUAGAAUUGUAUUCGAGCAGAAUUGAUAGCAGCACAAAACCCCCAUAUGUAUUUGUUACAUUAGAAUUUAAAAUCGACAUGUUGUAUCUGUGUACAAACUGGGUAGUGUAAAACCCAGCACCACCACAUUGUAACCCUGGAUAGUGUAACCCUGGAUAGUGUAACCCUGGAUAGUGUAACCCUGGAUAGUGUAACCCUGGAUAGUGUAACCCUGGAUAGUGUAACCCUGGAUAGUGUAACCCUGGACAGUGUAACCCUGGACAGUGUAACCCUGGAUAGUGUAACCCUGGAUAGUGUAACCCUGGACAGUGUAACCCUGGAUAGUGUAACCCUGGACAGUGUAACCCUGGACAGUGUAACCCUGGACAGUGUAACCCUGGAUAGUGUAACCCUGGACAGUGUAACCCUGGAUAGUGUAACCCUGGAUAGUGUAACCCUGGAUAGUGUAACCCUGGAUAGUGUAACCCUGGAUAGUGUAACCCUGGACAGUGUAACCCUGGACAGUGUAACCCUGGAUAGUGUAACCCUGGACAGUGUAACCCUGGACAGUGUAACCCUGGAUAGUGUAACCCUGGACAGUGUAACCCUGGAUAGUGUAACCCUGGAUAGUGUAACCCUGGACAGUGUAACCCUGGACAGUGUAACCUGGAUAUGAACCCUGGAUAGUGUAACCCUGGGGACCAUAGUGUAACCCUGGAAGUGUAACCCUGGACAGUGUAACCCUGGAUAGUGUAACCCUGGAAGUGUAACCCUGGAUAGUGUAACCCUGGACAGUGUAACCCUGGAUAGUGUAACCCUGGAAGUGUAACCCUGGAAGUGUAACCCUGGAUAGUGUAACCCUGGAUAGUGUAACCCUGGACAGUGUAACCCUGGAUAGUGUAACCCUGGAUAGUGUAACCCUGGAUAGUGUAACCCUGGAUAGUGUAACCCUGGAUAGUGUAACCCUGGAUAGUGUAACCCUGGAUAGUGUAACCCUGGAUAGUGUAACCCUGGACAGUGUAACCCUGGAAUGUAACCUGGAUGUGUAACCCUGGAUAGUGUAACCCUGAUAGUGAACCUGGAUAGUGUAACCCUGGAUAGUGUAACCCUGACAGUGACCUGGAUAUGUAACCCUGGAUAGUGUAACCCUGGAUAGUGUAACCCUGGAUAGUGUAACCCUGGACUAGUGUAACCCUGGAUAGUGUAACCCUGGGACAGGCUAACCCUGGUGUAACCCUGGAUAGGUAACCCUGGAUAGUGUAACCCUGGACAGUGUAACCUGGACAGUGUAAACCUGGAUAGUGUAAACCCUGGAUAGUGUAACCCUGGACAGUUUAACCCUGGUAGUGUGUAACCCUGGACAGUUUAACCCUGGAUAGUGUAACCCUGGACAGUGGUAACCCUGGAUAGUGUAACCCUGGAUAGUGAACCUGGACAGUGUAACCCUGGAUAGUUAACCCUGGAUAGUGUAACCCUGGACAGUGUAACCCUGGAUAGUGUAACCCUGGAUAGUGUAACCCUGGACAGUGUAACCCUGGAUAGUGUAACCCUGGAUAGUGUAACCCUGGACAGUGUAACCCUGGAUAGUUUAACCCUGGAUAGUGUAACCCUGGAUAGUGUAACCCCUGGACAGUGUAACCCCUGGAUUUUUAGUUUAACCCUGGAUAGUGUAACCCUGGACAGUGUAACCCUGGAUAGUGUAACCCUGGAUAGUGUAACCCUGGAUAGUGUAACCCUGGAUAGUGUAACCCUGUCUACUAGUCUUACAUUAGCAAUAAAAUGAACACAUUCUGUUUCUUUCUUUCAGAACAAUGAGAUCAUACUGGCAGAUGAAUCUGUAAAAGUGAUCAAACAAGAGAAUGGGGUAGACGUACCAUACCAGGUCCACUCUAUCGGUCUGUAUGUUGUUGUUGAGGCUGAAAAUGGCCUGAUCCUCAUGUGGGAUAAGAAGAAUAGCCUGUUUAUCAAACUCAGCUCGACUUUCCAGGUGAGUGACUAGAAUAGGACAUAUUCAACCAGUGACUGCACUGUAUAUUUGUUUAGCAAUUGAUCAAAGGGAAUAGGGGAGUGUACUCAUAAUUAAACAUGUGAUGUUAUAUUAACCAUGUUCUCUCCUUCCAGGGCCAAGUGUGUGGUCUGUGUGGAAACUACGACGGUAAUGGAAAGAACGACUUCACGUCCAGAAACCAGGAAGUGGUUGUUGACGCUCUGGAGUUUGGGAACAGCUGGAAAGUGUCAACUAGUUGCCCCAACGCUGAUGUCAUAAAGAACCCAUGCGCUUUAAGAUCAUACAGGGAGUCCUGGUCUCUGAAACGUUGCAGCAUCAUCACCAGUAAAGUGUUCGCAGCCUGCCACUCAGAGGUACAGUAAACAGCAGAAACUAGUCAAGAUAGAUUCAACACUUUAUUGCCAUACCAACCAAAGUUGUUAGGAAGUUGACGUAGUGCAGCUCAAAAAACAAAGACAAAAAGAUACAGAUGUAGAUACGUUCAUUUGCAUAACCUAUACAUACAAUAGAGAGUACAGCAGAUACAUUCUGGGGGGGGGGUUACAUAUGGAAUUGUUUUAAGAUGGUCAUACCAUUGAUCAUUUAGCUAUUUGAUUUAGAAAUGUAGGACCCCUUUAGGUUUCAAAAAAAUAUAUAUAAAAAAUAUUUGAUAAAAUAUUGAAUUUGGCCUUUACUACUGUAGCCCAUAGAAACACAUUGAAUAACACUUUCAUAAAUGGCAAAAAAAAAUACAGUCAAAAAAUAAAUCAUAAGGAAUGAAGUUUUGAAGUGUCUGACGUAUAUUUAGGAGAUAUAAGAAACCUCAGGUUGUAGCCUCUGAAGAUAUCUUUAGCACAAAGAUGCAAUGCUUAUUUCCUGUCUUUUACAUUUUGGGGUGGUUGUCAUGGUAAUGGCAGGUCAUUUGGGGCGGCAGGUAGCUUAGUGGGUAAGAGCGUUGUGCCAGUAACCGAAAGGUCGCUGGUUCUAAUCCCCGAGCCGACUAGGCGAAAAAUCUGUCGUUGUGAUCUUGAGCAAGGCACUUAACCCUAAUUGCUCCUGUAAGUCGCUCUGGAUAAGAGCGUCUGCUAAAUGACUAAAAAAAAAAUAAAAAAAAAAAUAAUAAAAAAAAAAAAAAAAAAAAAAAAAAAAAGGUCAUGUGCAAAACCCCCACUUUAGAGAAAAAAACAUCAGAUCUGAGCAGGUCGCAUGGAGAAUCGGGUUUGAAUCAGGGUUGAGAUCCACAUAUGGAAGUGGUAUAAAUCAGAGCUCAAAAGAUCAGAUUCCAUGUUUUUUUUUGUUGUUGUUGCUGUUUACACAUUAAGGACAAGAUCAGAUAGGUAUCAGAUAUACAAAUAAUUGGUAAAAUAUCUGAAUUGGACUGCCUGUGUAAACGCAGCCAUAGUGACAGUGCAUAAGUACAAUAAUAUAGUUAAGGCUUCAACAAGAGUUCAUAGACUUCACAGGGUCAAUAUGGUUAAUGCUUCAACAAGAGUUCAUAGACUUCACAGGCUCAGGGUCAAUAUGGUUAAUGCUUCAACAAGAGUUCAUAGACCUCACAGCCUCAGGGUCAAUAUGGUUAAUGCUUCAACAAGAGUUCAUAGACUUCACAGCCUCGGGGUCAAUAUGGUUAAUGCUUCAACAAGAGUUCAUAGACUUCACAGGCUCAGGGUCAAUAUGGUUAAUGCUUCAACAAGAGUUCAUAGACCUCACAGGGUCAAUAUGGUUAAUGCUUCAACAAGAGUUCAUAGACCUCACAGCCUCGGGGUCAAUAUGGUUAAUGCUUCAACAAGAGUUCAUAGACUUCACAGCCUCAAGGUCAUAAUAAAAACCAUAUGGUGGAAAUUAUAACAACCGAUAAUUCUGUAGCACAAGUCUUGGGCUUACUGGUUUUCUAGAGUUUGAUUUGAUUUGAUUUGAUUUUACAGGUUUUCUAUAAGGUACACAAUGACAAGCAAAGUUGCAUGAUGGUACAUGGCAAUCUUUCUAAUAAAAUUGGUUUGUCAAUAAUCAUGUGAAUGUGAAUGCACACACAGUCACCAAAAAAAGACAACAGCCAACAAUAAAAGUAGCAAUAAACAGAGAACAAAAACAUAAAGUAAACCAUCCAAACCCAAUCAUCAUCAUCAUCAUCAUCAUCAUCAUCGGGAGUUCAUCUGUAGUCUGUUCAACAAGCAAGGCAAUGCAUUGAACAAAUAAAUGAUGGCUAAAUGCAUCUUCCUAAAAGGUGGACCCCACCCCAUUCCAUGAUGCCUGUGUGAGGGACUCGUGUGCCUGUGACACUGGGGGAGACUGCGAAUGUUUCUGUACCGCUGUAGCAGCCUACGCCCAGGCCUGCAACGAGGCAGGGGCUUGUAUCAGGUGGAGAACACCAGAUAUCUGCCGUGAGUCAUUUGCUUUGAGUGGGACAAUUGAUUGAUGGAUAGGUGGGAUUGUUUUUGCUAAGGGGGGCGAAAUACCACCUUGUGAUUUGUAUGUGUAACUGUUUAAUCAUUCCUCUUUUGGGACCCUGGUUAAAAUGUAACAUGUUUUAAUUUCCCCAGCUCUGUUCUGUGAUUUCUACAACCCUAUUGGUGAGUGUGAGUGGCAUUAUCAGCCGUGUGGAGACCCCUGUAUGAAGACCUGCAGGAAUCCCUCAGGAACAUGCUCCAGUCAGAUCCCUGCACUGGAAGGUAACUAAUAGCCCUUCAUAACAGCUUGGGCCUUUGAUUUAGACCAUAUUACAUGGCAAGUUGUAAAACAAAUGUACAGUAUAAAAUAUGUAAUGACUCUCCCUCCCUUGUCUAUCUAUACUGAAAAACUAAACACAAAAUAUUUAAAUAUCGUAUCCAGCUUUGGUGUUAGAACUAGAUACCAUGAGCAUGAUCUAAUCUGUGCAGGUGUCCUGGAUUAAAUUGACUGUUUAUCUUAAAGGUUGCUAUCCAAAAUGUCCUCCGGACCAGCCUUAUUUAGAAGAAAGUACCAUGAAGUGUGUCCCUAUCAAGAAGUGUGGUUGCUACGAUGGAGAUGGAACACAUUACAACGAGGAUGACGUUAUACCUUCCAAGGAGAACUGUCAGAGAUGGUAUGUUUUUAUAUCAGCAUUUUGACAUAUACAUAGAUACUGUAUUUACAUUACAUAGUAUUUAACAUGGUUGGUAUAUUUCUAUAUACCUAUGUUUCUGGUGAGAUAAGGCGAUGUCAAUGGUCCCCCUACAAAGACGUUUUCCUACCAUUCAACUGAUUUAGCUUUUCAAAGAUUGGGAUUUGACCUGUUAAUAUCUUAUUGGGAUUUGACCUGUUAAUAGCGUAUUGGGAUUUGACCUGUUAAUACCUUAUUGGGAUUUGACCUGUUAAUACCUUAUUGGGAUUUGACCUGUUAAUACCUUAUUGGGAUUUGACCUGUUAAUACCUUAUUGGGAUUUGACCUGUUAAUACCUUAUUGGGAUCUGACCUCUUUAUACCUUAUUGGGAUUUGACCUGUUAAUACCUUAUUGGGAUCUGAUAUGUUAAUACCUUAUUGGGAUCUGACCUGUUAAUACCUUAUUUGGAUCUGACCUGUUAAUACCUUAUUGGGAUUUGACCUCUUAAUACCUUAUUGGGAUCUGACCUGUUAAUACCUUAUUGUGAACAUACUCCUGAGUGGCGCAGUGGUCUAAGGCACUGCAUCGCAGUGCUAACUGUGCCACUAGAGAUCCUGGUUCGAAUCCAGGCGCUGUCGCAGCUGGCCGCGACCGGGAGACUCAUGGGCGGCGCACAAUUGACCCAGCGUCGUCCAGGGUAGGGGAGGGAAUGGCCGGCCGGGAUGUAGCUCAGUUGAUAGAGCAUGGCGUUUGCAACGCCAGGGUUGUGGGUUCGAUUCCCACGGGGGGCCAGUAUAAAAAAAUAUGUAUUCACUAACUGUAAGUCGCUCUGGAUAAGAGCGUCUGCUAAAUGACUAAAAUGUAAAUGUAAACAUAUAACAGUGCUUUCAAAUCAUAACAAAUAACAUCUUAUUCGACUUUCAAAGGUACUAAAACCCCCUGCUUUCUUUUUCAAGUCUUUGCUCAUCAACUAAGGCCAAUUGCAGCUAUGAUAUCGAAGGUAAGGAAAACUGUUACAAACUGAAACAUUAGCCUACAUUACCAAGAAGGUAACAUGACAAGAUGAUUACAUGAUAAUAACUUGUUCACUGUGAAAAUCAUAUUGCAGCCUGCUAUUGUAUAUACGACGGCAGAACAUACCCGUAUGGAGCUAUCGUAUAUCACACAUCUGACGGUGAUGGGACCUGUAUUACUGCCAUCUGCAAAACCAACGGAACCAUUGUCCGGAAUAUGAAACCCUGUAUCGGCACCACAACUCCAACAACUACACCAAGUGUUACAACAACACAAAUAUCCACCCAAGCACCGACCACAACAGUAUUUGUUUUCUCAACUCCUACCACUGCCCAAACAACAACUCCUACCACUAACCCAACAACUACUACGACUACCUCAACAACAAAACCUACCACUACCCCCACAACAACCCUCACUUCAACACCAACCACUCCACCCACUUCUACUCCACACUGCCUGAUCUGUGAAUGGUCAGACUGGAUUGACAAACAUUAUCGUUCAAAUGGACCAGAAGGAGGAGAUUUCGAAACCAUAGAUAUUUGCAGUGAACCCAAGGAAGUACAAUGCAGAGCCAAAGAAUUCAUUGAUGUUCCUUUGGCCGACCUAGGUCAAAAGGUUGAAUGCAAUUCCUCGGUUGGACUGAUAUGCCGCAACAAGGAUCAAGGCAUCCCACCAAUAUGCUACAACUAUGAAAUCAGAGUCAAAUGUUGUGUUGUUUGUGGGACAACUACCACCUCAGAAAGGCCCACAACACCUACUACCACUGAAAUAACAACCACUAGGCCAACAACUACCCCAACAACAACCACAAUAACAACCCCUACCCCCACAACAACCAUUACACCAACAACAACAACAACACCCACUACCCCAACAACAACCCCUACCACUACCCCAACAACCACAACAACAACCCCUAGCCCCACAACAACCCCUACUUCAACACCAACCACUCCACCCACUUCUACUCCACACUGCCUGAUCUGUGAAUGGUCAGACUGGAUUGACAAACAUUAUCCUUCAAUUGGACCAGAAGGAGGAGAUUUCGAAACCAUAGAUAUUUGCAUUGAACCCAAGGAAGUACAAUGCAGAGCCAAAGAAAACAUUGAUGUUCCUUUGGCCGACCUAGGUCAAAAGGUUGAAUGCAAUUCCUCGGUUGGACUGAUAUGCCGCAACAAGGAUCAAGGCAUCCCACCAAUAUGCUACAACUAUGAAAUCAGAGUCAAAUGUUGUGUUGUUUGUGGGACAACUACCACCUCAGAAAGGCCCACAACACCUACUACCACUGAAAUAACAACCACUAGGCCAACAACUACCCCAACAACAACCACAAUAACAACCCCUACCCCCACAACAACCAUUACACCAACAACAACAACAACACCCACUACCCCAACAACAACCCCUACCACUACCCCAACAACCACAACAACAACCCCUAGCCCCACAACAACCCCUACUUCAACACCAACCACUCCACCCCACUUCUACUCCACACUGCCUGAUCUGUGAAUGGUCAGACUGGAUUGACAAACAUUAUCGUUCAAAUGGACCAGAAGGAGGAGAUUUCGAAACCAUAGAUAUUUGCAGUGAACCCAAGGAAGUACAAUGCAGAGCCAAAGAAUUCAUUGAUGUUCCUUUGGCCGACCUAGGUCAAAAGGUUGAAUGCAAUUCCUCGGUUGGACUGAUAUGCCGCAACAAGGAUCAAGGCAUCCCACCAAUAUGCUACAACUAUGAAAUCAGAGUCAAAUGUUGUGUUGUUUGUGGGACAACUACCACCUCAGAAAGGCCCACAACACCUACUACCACUGAAAUAACAACCACUAGGCCAACAACUACCCCAACAACAACCACAAUAACAACCCCUACCCCCACAACAACCAUUACACCAACAACAACAACAACACCCACUACCCCAACAACAACCCCUACCACUACCCCAACAACCACAACAACAACCCCUAGCCCCACAACAACCCCUACUUCAACACCAACCACUCCACCCACUUCUACUCCACACUGCCUGAUCUGUGAAUGGUCAGACUGGAUUGACAAACAUUAUCGUUCAAAUGGACCAGAAGGAGGAGAUUUCGAAACCAUAGAUAUUUGCAGUGAACCCAAGGAAGUACAAUGCAGAGCCAAAGAAUUCAUUGAUGUUCCUUUGGCCGACCUAGGUCAAAAGGUUGAAUGCAAUUCCUCGGUUGGACUGAUAUGCCGCAACAAGGAUCAAGGCAUCCCACCAAUAUGCUACAACUAUGAAAUCAGAGUCAAAUGUUGUGUUGUUUGUGGGACAACUACCACCUCAGAAAGGCCCACAACACCUACUACCACUGAAAUAACAACCACUAGGCCAACAACUACCCCAACAACAACCAUAAUAACAACCCCUACCCCCACAACAACCAUUACACCAACAACAACACCCACUACCCCAACAACAACCCCUACCACUACCCCAACAACCCCUAGCCCCACAACAACCCCUACUUCAACACCAACCACUCCACCCACUUCUACUCCACACUGCCUGAUCUGUGAAUGGUCAGACUGGAUUGACAAACAUUAUCCUUCAAUUGGACCAGAAGGAGGAGAUUUCGAAACCAUAGAUAUUUGCAUUGAACCCAAGGAAGUACAAUGCAGAGCCAAAGAAAACAUUGAUGUUCCUUUGGCCGACCUAGGUCAAAAGGUUGAAUGCAAUUCCUCGGUUGGACUGAUAUGCCGCAACAAGGAUCAAGGCAUCCCACCAAUAUGCUACAACUAUGAAAUCAGAGUCAAAUGUUGUGUUGUUUGUGGGACAACUACCACCUCAGAAAGGCCCACAACACCUACUACCACUGAAAUAACAACCACUAGGCCAACAACUACCCCAACAACAACCACAAUAACAACCCCUACCCCCACAACAACCAUUACACCAACAACAACAACAACACCCACUACCCCAACAACAACCCCUACCACUACCCCAACAACAACAACAACUACCCCAACAACAAGCACCACAGAAAGUCCAACAACCACAACUAAGACAACAACCCCAUCCACAACAACAACAGUAACAGAGGAAUUUACAACUGGUCCAGAAUCAACAACCCUUACAACAACAACAACCAUUACACCAACAACACCCACAACACCCACUACACCAACAACACCCACAACAACCACUACACCAACAACACCCACAACAACCACUACACCAACAACAACAACUACUACUACUACAACCACAACAACUACUAAGACAACAGCGUAUUCCACAACAAGUGAAACAACAGAAGAAAUUACAACUGGUCCAGAAUCAACAACAACCACAACAAACCCUACCACUACCCCAACUACUACCACAACAACAACCCCAUCUACGACUACCUCUGAGGAAACGACAACAACGACCCCAACAACAACCACAAUAACAACCCCUACCCCCACAACAACCAUUACACCACCACCAACAACAACACCCACUUCCCCAACAACAACCCCUACCACUACACAACCAACAACAACAACACCCACUACCCCAACAACAACAACAACAACUACCCCAACAACAAGCACCACAGAAAGUCCAACAACCACAACUAAGACAACAACCCCAUCCACAACAACAACAGUAACAGAGGAAUUUACAACUGGUCCAGAAUCAACAACACCCACAACAACCACUACACCAACAACAACAACUACUACAACAACAACCACCACAGAAAGUCCAACAACUACUAAGACAACAGCGUAUUCCACAACAAGUGAAACAACACAAGAAAUUACAACUGGUCCAGAAUCAACAACACCCACAACAACCCCUACCACUACCCCAACUACUACCACAACAACAACCCCAUCUACGACUACCUCUGAGGAAACGACAACAGCCACCACCAAAGCCCCUACCACAACAACACCCACAACAACCCCUACCACUACCCCAACAACAACCACAACAACCCCUACCCCCACAACAACCCCUACUUCAACACCAACCACUCCACCCACUUCUACUCCACACUGCCUGAUCUGUGAAUGGUCAACCUGGAUUGACAAACAUUAUCCUUCAAUUGGACCAGAAGGAGGAGAUUUCGAAACCAUAGAUAUUUGCAGUAAACCCAAGGAAGUACAAUGCAGAGCCAAAGAAAGAUUUGAUGUUCCUUUGGCCGACCUAGGUCAAAAGGUUGAAUGCAAUCCCUCGGUUGGACUGAUAUGCCGCAACAAGGAUCAAGGCAUCCCACCAAUAUGCUACAACUAUGAAAUCAGAGUCAAAUGUUGUGUUGUUUGUGGGAAUGAGACAACUACCACCUCAGAAAGGACCACAACACAUACUACCACUGAAAUAACAACCACUAGGCCAACAACUACCCCAACAACAACCACAAUAACAACCCCUACCCCCACAACAACCAUUACACCAACAACAACAACAACACCCACUACCCCAACAACAACAACAACUACCCCAACAACAACACCCACUACCCCAACAACAACUACCCCAACAACUACAACAACUAACCCAACAACAACCACAAUAACAACCCCUACCCCCACAACAACCAUUACACCACCACCAACAACCACAACAACUACCCCAACAACAAGCACCACAGAAAGUCCAACAACCACAACUAAGACAACAACCCCAUCCACAACAACAACAGUAACAGAGGAAUUUACAACUGGUCCAGAAUCAACAACACCCACAACAACCACUACACCAACAACAACAACUACUACUACUGCAACAACAACAACAACAACCACCACAGAAAGUCCAACAACAACUAAGACAACAGCUUAUUCCACAACAAGUGAAACAACAGAAGAAAUUACAACUGGUCCAGAAUCAACAACACCCACAACAACCACUACACCAACAACAACAACUACUACUACUACAACCACAACAACAACAACCACCACAGAAAGUCCAACAACAACUAAGACAACAAAAUAUUCCACAACAAGUGAAACAACAGAAGAAAUUACAACUGGUCCAGAAUCAACACCACCCACAACAACCCCUACCACUACCCCAACUACUACCACAACAACAACCCCAUCUACGACUACCUCUGAGGAAACAACAACAGCCACCACCAAAGCCCCUACCACAACAACAACAACAACCCCUACCACUACCCCAACAACAACCACAACAACAACAACAACUACCCCAACAACAACAACUACCCCAACAACAAGCACCACAGAAAGUCCAACAACCACAACUAAGACAACAACCCCAUCCACAACAACAACAGUAACAGAGGAAUUUACAACUGGUCCAGAAUCAACAACACCCACAACAACCACUACACCAACAACAACAACUACUACUACUACAACCACAACAACAACAACACCCACUACCCCAACAACACCCACAACACCAACUACACCAACAACACCCACAACACCCACUACACCAACAACACCCACAACACCCACUACACCAACAACACCCACAACACCCACUACACCAACAACACCCACAACACCCACUACACCAACAACACCCAUAACAACCACUACACCAACAACAACAACUACUAUUACUACAACCCCAACAACAACAACCACCACAGAAAGUCCAACAACAACUAAGACAACAGCGUAUUCCACAACAAGUGAAACAACACAAGAAAUUACAACUGGUCCAGAAUCAACAACACCCACAACAACCAUUACACCACCACCAACAACAACACCCACAUCCCCAACAACAACAACAACAACAACUACCCCAACAACAAGCACCACAGAAAGUCCAACAACCACAACUAAGACAACAACCCCAUCCACAACAACAACAGUAACAGAGGAAUUUACAACUGGUCCAGAAUCAACAACACCCACAACAACCACUACACCAACAACAACAACUACUACUACUACAACCACAACAACAACAACCACCACAGAAAGUCCAACAACAACUAAGACAACAAAAUAUUCCACAACAAGUGAAACAACAGAAGAAAUUACAACUGGUCCAGAAUCAACACCACCCACAACAACCCCUACCACUACCCCAAUUACUACCACAACAACAACCCCAUCUACGACUACCUCUGAGGAAACGACAACAGCCACCACCAAAGCCCCUACCACAACAACAACAACAACCCCUACCACUACCCCAACAACAACCACAACAACAACAACAACUACCCCAACAACAACAACUACCCCAACAACAAGCACCACAGAAAGUCCAACAACCACAACUAAGACAACAACCCCAUCCAUAACAACAACAGUAACAGAGGAAUUUACAACUGGUCCAGAAUCAACAACACCCACAACAACCACUACACCAACAACAACAACUACUACUACUACAACCACAACAACAACAACACCCACUACCCCAACAACACCCACAACACCCACUACACCAACAACACCCACAACACCCACUACACCAACAACACCCACAACACCCACUACACCAACAACACCCACAACACCCACUACACCAACAACACCCACAACACCCACUACACCAACAACACCCACAACAACCACUACACCAACAACAACAACUACUAUUACUACAACCCCAACAACAACAACCACCACAGAAAGUCCAACAACAACUAAGACAACAGCGUAUUCCACAACAAGUGAAACAACACAAGAAAUUACAACUGGUCCAGAAUCAACAACACCCACAACAACCAUUACACCACCACCAACAACAACACCCACUUCCCCAACAACAACAACAACAACAACUACCCCAACAACAAGCACCACAGAAAGUCCAACAACCACAACUAAGACAACAACCCCAUCCACAACAACAACAGUAACAGAGGAAUUUACAACUGGUCCAGAAUCAACAACACCCACAACAACCACUACACCAACAACAACAACUACUACUACUACAACCACAACAACAACUCCUACCACAACAACAACUAAGACAACAAAAUAUUCCACAACAAGUGAAACAACAGAAGAAAUUACAACUGGUCCAGAAUCAACACCACCCACAACAACCCCUACCACUACCCCAACUACUACCACAACAACAACCCCAUCUACGACUACCUCUGAGGAAACGACAACAGCCACCACAAAAGCCCCUACCACAACAACAACAACAACCCCUACCACUACCCCAACAACAACCACAACAACAACAACAACUACCCCAACAACAACAACUACCCCAACAACAACCACAACAACAACCCCAUCUACGACUACCUUUGAGGAAACGACAACAGCCACCACCAAAGCCCCUACCACAACAACAGGAUUCACUGUCAUCACAAAACCAACACAAACAUUCACAUCACCCACAAAAGGACCUCUAAAUCAAAACUCAACACAGACAGAAGGAACUACUACAUCAACCCCAACAACAACUCCUACCACUACCCCAACCCCAACUCCUACCACUACCCCAACCCCAACUCCUACCACUACCCCAACCCCAACUCCUACCACUACCCCAACCCCAACUCCUACCACUACCCCAACCCCAACUCCUACCACUACCCCAACAACAACUCCUACCACUACCCCAACAACAACUCCUACCACUACCCCAACAACAACUCCUACCACUACCCCAACCCCAACUCCUACCACAUUAUGUUUUUGCACAUAUAAAAAACAAUAUUUCCCUGCUGGUAAGUGAUAGCUUCCUUCAUUAAAAUGAUCAAAUCUGACUACAUAAUGCAUUCAUACACUUAAUUUAAUAUCUAUUUGUUACUAAUAAUAUGUUUUUGUUUAGGUUCCUUGAUAUACAAUGAGACUGACGGGGCAGGCUGGUGCUUCACCUCUUACUGUAACUCAAGUUGUAUUGUUGAGAAACAAGCCAGACCAUGUCCAUCUCCGACCCCAAAUACAGUCAGCACUGUCUCAACUACAGUCAGCACUGUCUCAACUACAGUCAGCACUGUCUCAACUACAGUCAGCACUGUCUCAACAACAACAGAAGCUACACGUUCUACAACAUCUAGAUUGUCCCCGACUACACCUUCCAGAGGCUGUGAAUAUGUCAAUCCACCAAGAAAGGUAAUGAAAUAAAGUUUCAACAGAAUAAUUGUGUUUCCCAGUUCAUAGUGUUGUGUAGUACGUAGUGUGUUUCCCAGUUCAUAGUGUUGUGUAGUACGUAGUGUGUUUCCCAGUUCAUAGUGUUGUGUAGUACGUAGUGUGUUUCCCAGUUCAUAGUGUUGUGUAGUACGUAGUGUGUUUCCCAGUUCAUAGUGUUGUGUAGUACGUAGUGUGUUUCCCAGUUCAUAGUGUUGUGUAGUACGUAGUGUGUUUCCCAGUUCAUAGUGUUGUGUAGUACGUAGUGUGUUUCCCAGUUCAUAGUGUUUGUGUAGUACGUAGUGUGUUUCCCAGUUCAUAGUGUUGUGUAGUACGUAGUGUGUUUCCCAGUUCAUAGUGUUGUGUAGUACGUAGUGUGUUUCCCAGUUCAUAGUGUUGUGUAGUACGUAGUGUGUUUCCCAGUUCAUAGUGUUGUGUAGUACGUAGUGUGUUUCCCAGUUCAUAGUGUUGUGUAGUACGUAGUGUGUUUCCUUUCAGGACUAAAACAUACCUUUUCGACUUUAGGACGGUGAAACUUGGAAAACAGGCAACUGCACAACUCAAACGUGCAACAUGGGUGUAAUUACCACAACGUAUGUGGUCUGUGAGUCUGUACAACCGCCUGUGUGUGAAAAUGGAUUUCCACCAGUGAAAGUCUAUGACGAAUCAGGUUGCUGCUAUCGCUACGAAUGUCAAUGUAAGUUCAAAACACAAUGAUUUUUAAUUAUCUUAUCUCCUUCUACAAAUACUUCAUACUCCAAGUUUACUUGUUUUAAAGACGUCCGGCAGUGAUUUUUGAACUUUCCUGUUGAAAAGCGAUAUCCCAAGUAUUAAUACAGUGAAAGUACACACACUAAAGGGUAAACAAAUACAAUGUGUUUUGAACAAAAUAGUGUUUUUUAGACACAACUGCAAACUUCAAGGAGUUGGUCUGAUCCAGGGACGCAACGUUGUUUUUUUAAGUGGGGGGGGGUUAUAGAAUAAUAAUAAUCAUAAUAUAUAUAAUCAAUAAUAAUAAAUAAUACAUAUAAUCAUAUAAUAAUAAUAAUAAUAAUAUGAUGUAAUAAAUAUCAUAUGUAAUAGGAUAAUAAUAUGUGAAAUAAUAAUAACAAUAAUAGAUAGUAAUAACAAUAAUAGUGAUAUAAUAAUAAUUAUAUAUAAAAGUAUACAAUAAUAUAUAAUAAUAUAAAGAAUAUUGACAUAAAUUAAUAAUAAUCUAAUAAUAAUGUAAUAAUAGUAAUAUGUUAAUCAAAUAAUAAUAAUAGUAUAAUAGUGAUAUAUAAUAGUCAUAAUAGAAAGUAAUGAAUAAUAAUAAUACUAGUGACAUAAUUAACAAUCAAUAAUAAUAAAUAAUUGAUAGAUAAUAAUAUAAUGAUAAUAAUAUAAUAAUUAAUAAUAAUAUAAUAAUAUAAUAACAAUAAUAGUAAUAUAAUAAUAGUUAAUACUUUUUUAUCCAGUUGGAUAAACACUCCAAACAUCCUACCCGACCGCUCGGAGGCGUCCGCAUGGUCCUAAAGCAUACUGUUGCCUCGUUUUGUAUCACAUUCCAAUGAAAAACUGGAGGGUACAAAAAUGCAAUAUCAGAACGUCCCCAGUGAAAGUUGCACCUCUGGUCUGAUCUGAUGGUGACAUUGUGAUGUUUUCAGCCUCCCCUCUUGCUUGUGCCAUGUCAUGAGGAUACCUAGACCACCUGUUGUGUUCAGUAAAUCAGGUGUUAAAUGAGGUGAAAAGGAGACUGGAGUAGGAUUUUAAACUCUUGUAUUGAUGAGUGAUCUAUCUAUUUGGUACCGUUUCUCUGUUUCAUCUCUCAGGUAUAUGCUAUGGAUGGGGAGACCCUCAUUACGUCACAUUUGAUGGGCAAUAUUACAGUUUCCAGGAAAACUGCACCUACGUUUUGAUUAAAGAAAUAGUUCCUCGAUAUAACUUCAGUGUCAUCAUCGACAACUACAACUGCGAUCCGUCUGGACACGUGACCUGCCCUCAGUCUCUGAUUGUCCAUUACAAGUCCUAUAUAAUCGUUCUUACUCCGAAGAGAUCAACCACGACAAAAAAUGUGGUAAUUAUAAAACACUUAUACACUUUUUAAAAGUGCACUUUGAUAUAGACAUUCAUUGAUAUAGAUAUUCUAUGAUAUAGAUAUUCUUUGAGAUAGAUAUUAUCAUACCACUUUAAGAAUGAAAAUAAUCUAGCUUCAUAUUUUGAAAUGUAUUAUUUACUUUUUGUAACGUGGAGGUAUUGAUUAAUAGGCAUAUCUGAUCCUGCCGACUACCACAAAUAUAAUUUUUAGUACUACACUAGAGUAGUUAGUAAUAGUAAUUUAGUAACAUUACAUAAUGGUUAAGCACUUUGAUGAUGCCAUCACGUUAACUCAAAAACCAUCAUCAAGGUAACCGAAACAUUCCCAGGACAUUUCAAAGAAUUUCAUUUUAUUGACAAAAGAUUAAAUGAAUUGACAGAAUACCACCUCUUAUUGUGAGUUCAUUUAGUUCUGGAAACCGUUCAUAUCUUAUCUACUGUGUUGUAACGUUAUUCUGUUCUCUAUUGUCAUUAAUUAUGUUGUGUUUUUCCUUCUCAUUCACAAGGUGUACAUCAAUGGAAAUCAGAUCUUCCCGACCUUUUCUAAUGAAGACCUCAUGAUCACCAGCACUGGAAUAGAGUUACUGUUGACUAUCCCUGCCAUUAAAGCACAAGUGAUGUUUAAAUCCCUUAUGUUCAGUGUAACCCUGCCAAACUCCCUAUUCCACAACAACACAGAGGGACAGUGUGGUAAGUAUGUAGGCUUUGUGUGUAUCCCAAAUGGCCCACUGUUCCCCAAUGCACUCCUUUCAACCAGGGGAUAGGGUCCCAUUGGGAUGCAGACAUGAUGUAGACAAAAUACACUUGUAGUAUAAAUCAGAAGAACAGCUUGUAGUACUCUGUGAGUAAACGGAACCUUAUUGGCGAUGAUUUGAUGUUAUUUUGUUGCAUGUUAUUGUAUUUCCAUGGCAUUAAAAAGUUCACUGUACAGUUGCAAUGAUAGCGUAACCAAUUAAAAGAUACUGUGUAGGUAUGCUUAAAGUUAUGAGCGGCUGUUUCUAACAUCAAAGAACCUUUGUUUCUUUCUCAUUCCCAUAUUUAUUUGACCUUUUUAAAGGCACCUGUGACAAUAUCAGGAAGAACGAUUGCAGAUUACCGAAUGGACAGAUUGAUCCAUCAUGUCCUGGGAUGGCUCAUCAAUGGCAGAUUCCUGAUGAUAAAAAACCCUAUUGUAAACCGAAAUCCCCUACCCCAUCUACCACAACUACCCAAUCAACCAAACAUACCUCACCUACCAAACCGAUGCCACCUAGCACACCUACCCCUACGCCUCCAACCUGCCCGUCAGGAAAGACAGCAAUCUGUGACAUCAUACUUAGCCCGUAAGACAUGUGACCUUCUAAUAACACACUGAGCCAGCGAUAUUACAAAGACACGUGAAUCUGAUUGAGGUUGCUAGUUUUGACACUGUAUACAUAAAACUCUGUAAACUUUCCAGUAAUGGGUUGUUGUUCCAUAAAGUAUAACCAAACUCAUAAUGAAACUUACCUUACAGACUUUUUAUGCCAUAUCAAAGUUUUAUAGAGCAUUCAUGAAGUCUUCAUAAACACUACAUAGAUGCUUCACUAAUAAUUUAGCCUGUAAGGCAUACAGUAAUCAAAUAUUUCAAAGUGAUCUGUCGUGACAUGUUAUAUGCCCCAUUUGGGUUAGGCCUAUAUAAUAACUUAAAUGGGUUCUUUAUUUUGGAAGGGUCUUUGAACAAUGCCAUGACGUUAUCCCACCACGACCCUUCUUCGAGGCCUGUAAGUUCGAUGUCUGCCACAUGCCAAAUAUCACAAUCGGCUGCUCCAGCCUGGAAACCUACGCUGUGAUGUGUGCAGGAGCUGGAGUCUGUAUCAACUGGAGGAACUCAACUAAUGGAAAAUGUGGUAGGGAGGGAAUUUCAUAUAAAAUAAGGACUGCGUCCCAAAUGGCAUUGUAUUCCCUACAUAGUGCACUACUUUAGACCAGGCUCUUGCCAAAAGUAGCGAUCUAUGUAGGGAAUAGGAUCCCAUUUGGGAUGCAGACAAGAUGUUAAUAAGAUUUUACAUAAUUAUAAUAAUUGUAUGAUUUAUCAUAAUGAAUUGUAUUUUGACAACCUGCAUUUACAAACUGUUUACGUACUGUUUUGUCUUUCAUUCCAUCUUGAACCAUAUUACAGAACUGAUCUGCCCUAAAACCAAAGUGUAUAAGGCAUGUGGCCCUACUAUCCAGCCAACAUGCAAUUCAAGGUAUCCAUCUCAUUCCCAUCUCAUUAUUUUACACCACUACCUAAUGUACAUGCAUUCUUAAAGGUUUCCAUUCCGUUUUUCUCCCUAGUCUGUAACGCAUUGUUUUUCCUUAUUAUAGAUACAAUGACAAAUAUGUGCAUUCAUGUGAGGGAGAACAAAACAGCCGUGACAUUGUAUGUGACACAUUCAUGGAGGGCUGCUUCUGCCCCGAGGGUACCAUCUUGUUCAACACGUUAUCUGACACCUGUGUUCGUGACUGUGGUAAGGAUGUGUCACCGUUUUGAGGAAUACAUUGUUUAAUUGUGUCUCAAAGUACCACCAUGUAUGACUUGAAAUCUUCUUUUCCCUUCAAGGAUGCACUGGACCUGAUGGGAAUCCCAAACAGGUAAGAAUGUAGAUCGAUUCAUUGUGGUGUACAUCAGAAGAAAUGGUGCGACAGUAUAUACAACCGAAAAUGGUUCAACGGCUCGCUUCACAUUACGGCCCUCAAAAAGGUUCUGUAUAGAACCCCAUUUCUUAUUUUCUUCAGUUUACUAGUUUCAUUGGGGCUUGUUAGUGGUCCAAGCCCUGAAGGGGCUGGAAGCCCUAUUGUUAUUAUCAAUCAAUCAAAUGUAUUUGAUAAAGCCCUUUUGUCAUCAGCAGUAGUCACAGAGUGCUUUACAGAUACCCAAGCAGUAAGCAAUGCAGAGACAGGAGCACAGUGGCUUUACAGAUACCCAAGCAGUAAGCAAUGCAGAGACAGGAGCACAGUGGCUUUACAGAUACCCAAGCAGUAAGCAAUGCAGAGACAGGAGCACAGUGGCUUUACAGAUACCCAAGCAGUAAGCAAUGCAGAGACAGGAGCACAGUGGCUUUACAGAUACCCAAGCAGUAAGCAAUGCAGAGACAGGAGCACAGUGGCUUUACAGAUACCCAAGCAGUAAGCAAUGCAGAGACAGGAGCACAGUGGCUUUACAGAUACCCAAGCAGUAAGCAAUGCAGAGACAGGAGCACAGUGGCUUUACAGAUACCCAAGCAGUAAGCAAUGCAGAGACAGGAGCACAGUGGCUUUACAGAUACCCAAGCAGUAAGCAAUGCAGAGACAGGAGCACAGUGGCUUUACAGAUACCCAAGCAGUAAGCAAUGCAGAGACAGGAGCACAGUGGCUUUACAGAUACCCAAGCAGUAAGCAAUGCAGAGACAGGAGCACAGUGGCUUUACAGAUACCCAAGCAGUAAGCAAUGCAGAGACAGGAGCACAGUGGCUUUACAGAUACCCAAGCAGUAAGCAAUGCAGAGACAGGAGCACAGUGGCUUUACAGAUACCCAAGCAGUAAGCAAUGCAGAGACAGGAGCACAGUGGCGAGGCAAAACUCCCUAGAAGGCAGGAACCUGGGGAAAAAACCAAGAGAGGAGCCAGGCUCUGAGGGGUGGCCAGUCCUCGUCUUAAUAACUUUGAAGUCUCUGCUAACAAUGUUUUGUUUUGUCCCAACACAGUUUGGUGAGACUUGGAACAGUAACUGCCAGAAGUGCGAGUGUAAUGCUGACACACUGAGUGUCCGGUGUGAACCAGUGAAAUGUCAGCACCAAGAAGUUGUUACCUGUAAGAAGUACGGUGAGGUGUUGGUCAACAAGACAGUGGACUGCUGUCAAAUAAAUACAUGUGGUGAGUAGAGACAGUAUUUCAGUUUAGACUAGGUAGAGCCACCUUAACGUACUACCAGGUAACCUGGGUACAGGUCUGUUGGUGCUAAAUGUUUGGCAUAUGACAUAUGCUGCCCUUUUACUCCACCCCAUUCCAAUGGCGGCUGAAUCACAUCACAUGUGGCUUACUACACCACAGAAACCCCUCUAACCAGACAGUGCAGGCCAGGGUCACUGAAUUAAAGGCCAAAUACACCACACCUCAAAAGUCAUGCCCUGUUGUGGUUUAAGCAUUAAAAGUGUGGAAAAAAACUGGGGUAAACCAGAGAAAACUGGGGGAAAUCCCCAAAAAACUGGAAAAACAAAACCAAGAAAACUGAAAUUUUGAGAAAACCCCCCAGAAAUAAGCAAAACAUUUAAACAUUACAAUAUUAGAAUUACAAUACAGUAGAUUUUGAAAGGCCUCACCAAUGUGUUCUGCUGUCAUGACCACACUUUAGAGUGUCUCAUCCUGCAGCACAGCAUUCUGGGAGAAGUUGAGGUCAGGUCCAACAUUGACUGUGCACCCCAAGAGGGAAAUAGGUUGGGCUAUCCUAGAAAUGUUUUAGUGAAAUAUAAUAUAUAUCAUUUUGCAUAUGCUUUUAUCCAAAGCAUGAGUACAUUUUUACGUAUGGGUGGUCCCGGGAAUCGAACCCAUUAUCCUGGUGUUGCAAUACUCUACCAAGAUGGAUGACUGUGUAAUAAAUACUUAGUGAAGCCUCAAUUUAAUUAUUUAUAAAGCCUUUAUUAAGCAGUGCUUAUGCCACCCUAUAUAAAGCACAUCUUUGUCACAUUUGACAUUGGUGGUUAUGUCAUACAGUUAUGCCACGUUUAUGAACCCUUUAUAGAGCAUGACAUACGGUCAUAGAAGAUUUGUAACACAUUGAUGUAGUGUUUAUAAAGCCUUUAUACUGUAAGCUGCACGUCAUUUGAAGAGGGACCGAAAGGUUAAUAGCUGACGUGCAUAAAAACGGUGCCUCCAUGUACUUACCACAAAUGCCUUGUUUGCUAAGUUCGUCGUAUUGUACAGUGCUCUCCGUUACUCUGUUUUUGUAUCAGCAUUAGCACAGUACACAUGAUCACAAUUCUAGCUCCAUGAUGGCGGCAAUUUAAAAAACCCAAAAAGUAGAUUGUGCUGAUUUACUGGCACAUUGGACCAUCUCAUUGGACCAUGUCAUUGGACCAUCUCAUUGGACCAUCUCAUUGGACCAUCUCAUUGGACCAUCUCAUUGGACCAUCUCAUUGGACCAUGUCAUUGGACCAUCUCAUGUCAUUGGACCAUCUCAUUGGACCAUCUCAUUGGACCAUCUCAUUGGACCAUGUCAUUGGACCAUGUCAUUGAACCAUAUCAUUGGACCAUGUCAUUGGACCACGUCAUUGAACCAUGUCACGCGCUGUAAUGUAACAUCUGUGUAUAGUGGUAACAUGGUGCAGGUAUCAACAACUGUCUGACCCUUUUAUUGUGUGUUCUUUCAGUGCCCAAACCUGUCUGUGUCCACAAUAAUACUGAAUUCACGGUGAGCAGUAACACUUCUUUUGAUAUCAGAGCAGUAUUACAAUAAAACAUUUGUAAUUUUUUUAUAAAAUAUACCUAAAUAUUGAUGUACCAAUCACAGAUUGCCCCUUUAAGUCGUCUUGAGAGCCACUGAGGACCCAAGCUUAAUGUUUUGCUACAGCACAUGAUACUAACUCUUGCUUGCACUCUCCAGCUUGGUGAAAAUGUUCCCAGCGGCAUCUGUGAGGAGUGCAAGUGUGGCCCUAAAAAGGAUCCAGUCUCCGAGCUAUAUGUUGUUGAGUGUGUCCAAAUCAACUGUUCCACCACCUGCCAAACGGUACUGUACUCGGGAUAAUGGCCAACUCGGUUUAACAUUUUACAUGGUAGGCUAUACAGUUUGACAUGAAGGACAUCCGCUAAUGAUGCCACCUUGUUGAUUCCCGUCCAGGGUUAUGAGUAUGAAGUCGUACCUGGGGAAUGCUGUGGAACAUGUGUCCAGAAGGAAUGUGUUGUAGCUCUACCAAACGCCACAUCUCACAUCAUUCAGGUGACAGCGAUGAGAUAAUUCACCCAAUUUAGAUUAUUAUUAAUAUCAGGUAUCUUUGUGAUAUCACAAAUGGACGAAUGACGUCACUAAUGAGAACUUAUUAUAAGUGCUUACAAAUGUUUAUAAAUGCAUCAUAAAUGUUAUAGGUCUAAAUGCUUAAGAAUUGUAAUGCUUGUUUACAUUUUCAAACCAUGAAGUACUUAUUUCUGAAAAGCUUAUAAAUUAUUUAGCAACGCUUAUUUAUUUAAGUUUUUAUAACGUGCAGCAUUAACUUACCAACAUUUCUUUCCUGCUACCUGACAGCUUGGGGAGUUGUGGUCGCUCCCUAGUGACCGCUGUGUGACGUAUUACUGCACAAAGAGAAACGACCAGUUCAUCGUUGUGAAAACCAAAUUGGAAUGCCCAGUGUUCAGUCCAGAAGACUGUGUCCCUGUAAGUAGAUGAGAAAACUGGUUGAAUUUGUUUCUUUAAAGUAAAGUAACUAUAUCUAAAUAUGCUGUUUGCUUCAUAGGAUAGUAACUUGUAGGUUAUAUUGAAUUUACACCCUAGUAACAUUUCAUAUCUGAUCAUAGUUUUCCAUUAUAACAUCUAUACUGUGUUCUCCAACUCAAUAGACCGUAACUAGUCAUAUCCAAAUUUAACUGUACACUAUUCUUUUUGACAUCAAAGGGAACUGAGAAAACUGAUGCAAAUGGCUGUUGCACAUCCUGUAAGUAACAAAACAACUGGAUUUAUUUAUAAAUAUUCAUGAUUUGUGUCUUUUUUGUUCAUACAUCAGAUCUAGUAGUCAAACAUAAUCUCUUGUGAACAUAACCUCUUGUGAACAUAACCUCUUGUGAACAUAACAUAUUGUGAACAUAACCUCUUGUGAACAUAACAUCUUGUGAACAUAACCUCUUGUGAACAUAACCUCUUGUGAACAUAACCUCUUGUGAACAUAACCUCUUGUGAACAUAACCUCUUGUGAACAUAACCUCUUUGAACAUACUUUAACAUAAUUUGUAAACAUAACUCUGUGACAUAACUUUGUAACAAUAACCUUGUGAACAUAACUCUGUGAAAUAACUCUUGUGAACAUAACUCUUGUACAUACUCUUGACAAAAAACAUAACCUUUUGUGAACAUAACCAUCUUGUGACAUACCUCUUGUGAACAUACCUCGAAAUACCCUGUGACAUACUCUGUGAACAUAACCUCUUGUGAACAUAACCUCUUAUGACACAAUAAAUCAAUGUUGAGUUACUGUAGAUGAAACUGAAUGCAGAUAUGAUGUGAGUCUGAUGGUUCUGGAAUAUAUAAUAAUCUACUGGAUGUAGUUCCAUUUCCAUAGCCAGAAAACCAGACCCUGUUUUGUGAGGACAUUCCAGUCCUUGUGCUCAGUUUCAUUGCCAAAUACGCAUGACAAGGCGUGGCAAGGAGUUCAAUUAUAGCUAAAACCAGGCAACUUUUUCAAGUAGCUCAAAGUCCAAGCACUUUACAUAGUAAGGGGGAAACUCACCUCUUUAAAAUGUCCUCCCUAACUCUGUCUCCCUCCCCAGGCACUCCAAUCAGUCACUGUGAUGUGAAGAACACCACCACCUACCUAGAGGUGACAGACUGCAGGUCUACUGUGCCCGUGGAGAUCGCAGCCUGCGGGGGAUCCUGUGGAACGUCUUCUAUGUGAGUAGAAACUCAAAAUAAGCACACACACACACACACAGAAACAAACGCAACAUGCAUUUGGGUCUUGCAGAAAUGUGUACGGGUGGAAUUGGAUUGAAGGGUGAGAAUUCAAUGGGAGUUGACCUAUUGCAGAAUGAAUUGGGACUGUUUCUAACAGUGUUGUUUGUAUGUCCUGUUUGCUAGGUACUCUGCAGAGAAAAACACCUUGAUGCACUCCUGCUCCUGCUGUCAAGAGAUGUCUACCAGUGAGAGGGAGGUGGAGAUGGUCUGCUCUGACGGGAAGAAGUUCAUGCAUUCCUACAUUUACAUUGAUAAGUGCGGCUGCCAUGAAACUGAGUGUGACAAGCAGAACCACUUAGAUUAGGCCUAGAAGUCUUUUAAAAUGGCCUUAUCAAUUUUCCUAUUUACAUUAACUGCAUGGAAUAUUAAAUACCUUUAUCUAUAGGGAACCAAUAGGGUCUGACUCAUUAUCAUAUAGGCUACUUUCAUGAACUGUAUGUCCUUUCUCUCUACACUAUCAUAUAAAUGAUUCAUGUUGUCUAACUUUUUCUCAAAUGUAUUAAACUGAUUAAGAAGCAUGUAGUCAUUAUCUUUCUCAUUUGAUUUCAUAUUGUUUAGUGCAUCAAUGUGCGACUAGGUAAAAAGUACAGAUAUGAUUUAAUAAAGAACACAUUCAUUAUAUAAGUGCUACUAUUAAAGGGGCAAUCUGCGGCUCAAACAAUAACAAAGUAGGCGCCCCGCCACUGUUUUGGCAAAAAGCUGAAGGAUGGGGCUGGAGGAAUUUAACCACUUUCAAACUCAUAAACAGAGCCAUGGAUGCAAGGACUGACCAUCCAUGAUAUCAACAUUAUAGUUUUAACCAUGUUUUGAGGAUAUAUAGUGUUUGUUAACAAUGAUGUUGUUUACGAACAAUGGAAUAAAGCAAUGUUAUAUUUGGGGUUCUGAUGGGCUGCUACUGUUGAACUAAGCUCAUUGGACAUUUAUAAGUUAUAUUCUUCAAGAAUCAAUGGGU
Messenger RNA from Coregonus sp. 'balchen', 25296 nucleotides. Lineage: Eukaryota; Metazoa; Chordata; Actinopteri; Salmoniformes; Salmonidae. The record is from the annotation of a GenBank genome assembly.